This is a messenger RNA of Cynoglossus semilaevis (tongue sole), 2003 nucleotides long. RefSeq names its product solute carrier family 39 member 8 (gene slc39a8). Gene Ontology annotation, molecular function: zinc ion transmembrane transporter activity; monoatomic cation:bicarbonate symporter activity. The coding region runs from base 347 to 1729 and encodes 460 amino acids. The transcript has 8 exons. Gene Ontology annotation, cellular component: plasma membrane. The record is from RefSeq and is a predicted model, not a curated record. Gene Ontology annotation, biological process: zinc ion import across plasma membrane; intracellular monoatomic cation homeostasis. Lineage: Eukaryota; Metazoa; Chordata; Actinopteri; Pleuronectiformes; Cynoglossidae.
AGUCACAAUAGAAAGCUUUGAAGCAGCGUGUAUGCAGGCGGUUAUUUUCCCUCUCCGUGUGUGUGUGUGUGUGAACUUUGAACCAGAGGGGGGAGAGAGAGGACUGCAGCCACAGGAAGGAGAGUUUGAAUAAAGGAGCAGGACUGAGGACCGGUGUCUCUGUGCCAUGGACCUGAUCCUGCACCGACAACAACAACAACACACUCCACACACUCUCACCGGCUCCAACUGAAGCCUCACCACCGGAGCCGUUUACCAAUUUAUAUAUACUUUUUUAAAACUUUUUUUCUUGAAUUAUUUUGUAUUGAAUCCGCGGAAACAUAGUCCAGACCUCAGCAACCUAGAGAUGUUCCUGCGGAGAUGUUCCCCCUGGUGCCUCCUGGUUCUCCUCUCCACUCUGCUCCAGGGCGCAGGCUGCACCAACACCAACAGCAGCCACGGAGACGUUUUCCUGGAGAAUAUUUUGAAAUUUUACGGGGAAAAUUCCUUCAUUUCCACGGCUGAUCUGGAGAACCUGCUGCUGGUGAUCUCAAAGAGGAGGUCGGAGUCCGUGAGUGAAGAGAACCCUCUGGCUGACCAAGAGUGUCUCUCGGCCGAGCAGAUUCUGUCCCACUUUGGCUUCAGUAAUGUGAGUCAGCUGACUGUGGGACAUCUGGGGAGUAUCUGUCCUGCCGUGUUGACCCAGGUGCUGCUGCCCUCCUGCCCCUACACACCACCAACCCCCCCGCUCUCUAUUGACAACUCUGUGUGGGGUUAUGGCUUUCUGGCCGUCACCAUCAUCAACCUGGCGGCUCUGCUGGGCCUUCUACUGAUCCCCUUCACCAAAAAGUCUUAUUUCCCCAAAGUCCUGACCUACUUUAUUGGCCUGGCCAUCGGAACACUCUUCUCCAACGCCGUGCUUCAGCUUAUACCAGAGGCUCUGGGAUUCGACCCCAAAUCUGACAACUAUGUGCACAAUGCAGUUGGGAUAUUUGGAGGUUUUUACAUCCUCUACUUUGUGGAGAAGGUUCUGAAACUGGCUUUGCGCAUGGACCAUGAGCAUGGCCACAGUCACUUUAUUCCUGGAGAGACGCCUCAGGAGAAUGGAGACGCCGUGGAGGGAAAAGGGACGGUUUAUUUGAACAGCAUUAGCACCAUCACCUCAGACAAGAGCACGCUGAGCCUGGACACCAACCUGACGACGUCUCAGGAUGUCCAGAUGUCCACUGUGUCCUGUCACUGGCUGCGUGGGAAGAAUGUUGCCAACAUCAAGACCAUUGCCUGGAUGAUAACACUGAGUGACGCUGUACACAACUUCAUAGACGGCCUGGCCAUCGGUGCCUCGUUCACUGUGUCCAUACUGGCAGGAUUCAGUACUUCCAUUGCAAUCAUGUGUGAGGAGUUUCCACAUGAGUUGGGUGACUUUGUGAUCCUCUUGAACUCCGGUAUGAGCAUUCCACAGGCCAUCUUCUUCAACCUGCUGUCGGCGGUGUCCUGUUACAUCGGCCUGGUCUUUGGAAUUCUGUUGGGAAGUGCAUUUGCCCCUAAUGCAAUCUUUGCCAUCGCAGGAGGAAUGUUCCUGUACAUUGCACUGGCAGAUAUGUUUCCAGAGAUGGAAAGCAUAAGUCGGGAACAAAAACGAAACUCUUCCAAGAUCAUCUUCUUCCUGAUUCAGAACGCUGGCCUGCUAAGCGGGUUCUUCAUCAUCCUCAUGAUCACCAUGUUUGCUGGAAGCAUCAACCUGGGCUAACACGGAGCCGCACAGGGACUCAUCCAGGAAAAUUAAAUUUGAAAAACGUUUUACGCUGCUUAGGAAGUCUGAACAGGAAACAUGAAUGUAACAGGAAUUUUUGUACAAAAAUUAAGGUAUUGAAGUUAAAAAAAAAUCUAUUUUAUUUUAUUUUUGACUAUCAGUAUAGUGUGAAGUUACCUCCAUGAAAUGGAGAAAUCUUUUAUAAUCAUUUCUGUAUGCAAUCUAGAAAAAUUGUUAUAAAGGGAACAAUAAAUUAUUUUUCCAGACUUAA